Phalacrocorax carbo (great cormorant) is the source of this 6951-nucleotide messenger RNA. The record is from RefSeq and is a predicted model, not a curated record. Lineage: Eukaryota; Metazoa; Chordata; Aves; Suliformes; Phalacrocoracidae.
CGCGCGCGCCUGAAGCCGGGCCGGGCCGGGCCCAGCCCAGCUAAGCCGAGCGGACAGGGCAGGGGCGCCGGCGCUCCCGCGGGGAAGGUGGGCGCGACUGACCCGGCUCUGCGGUGCCGCCUUGCCCCGGCCCGGCCCCUCCCCGCUCCCCCCAUCCUCCUCCCACCCGCGCUUUGACACCUUGGGGGCGUGGAAACGGUGAGGCGGGAGCCUCCGCAGGAUCUUGGUGAGAGGGAUGAUGAUGGGACAGCUGGAGUUGGUUUACUUUGGGAUUAUAUUUUUUUUUCCUCUCUGCAUAAGAGCUCUGAGAAAAGUCAAAUGGAAGCUGUCCUGUGGUAACAGUGUUGAAAUAUGCAGUUAAGUGGAUUGUCAAGUUGGCUUGGAAGAAAACAAAAAAACAAACCAAACAAUCCAGCCCAGCCGAAGAUGAUGUUUCACGUUGUUCAGUAUCGGCCUUUAAGACUAAUAACCCAGAACAGUCUUUCUAGCACAUGUUUUAAACUUAUGCUUUCCAGACCUGUUGCAUUUGCACAGAUAUGGAAGUCGUGGUUCUCAAGCCAUUCUCUUGUUGGAAACAAAAAUAUUAUCCUGAUGGGGCCUCCGGGUGCUGGGAAAACAACAGUUGGGAGAAUAGUAGGUCAGAAACUGGAUUGCCCUGUCAUAGACAUAGAUGAUGAUGUCCUUGAAACAACCUGGAAUAUGAGUGUGUCGGAAAAACUGCAGGAUGUUGGUAAUGAGCAAUUUUUAGAGGAGGAAGGAAAAGCCCUGUUGAAGUUUUCAGCAUCUGGAAGUGUCAUUUCCCUUACUGGGUCCAAUCCAAUGCAUUCUGCUGGCAUGCAGCAUAUGAAGAAAAAUGGAAUAGUUGUAUAUCUGGAUGUGCCCGCAACAGUCAUUAUGAGCAGGCUGAAAUCAAUGAAAGUGGAUCGCAUUGUGGGCCAGUCUCCUGGUAUUUCUCUCAAGGACAUACUUCAGUUUAGGAAGCAGUUCUACAAAAGGUGGUAUGAUAUCCGUGUUCUGUGUGGGGAUAUUGCAGCGGAGGUUGUAGCAGAAAAGGUGCUUGAUGCUGUGAAGAGAUACCAAGACUCAGAACUGGAAACUUUCAUUUCAACUAGGUCUAAUAGAUCUGGAAGGAGUAUGGAAAAAGACUCUCGUAAAUAUUUCAGUGACGUUGUUACUGAGGGCUUAGCCCCUGAUGGAGGUCUGUUUGUUCCUGAGAGAGGACUUCCAAAAUUCACUGCUGGAGAAUGGCAAAGCCUAAUAGAAGCAACUUACAUUGAAAGAGCCCAAGUGAUACUAGAAAGAUGCAUACAUCCUGCUGAUAUUCCUGCUUCUAAGCUGGCAGAAAUUAUUGGAGCUGCUUAUGGAGAAAACUUUAGUUGUUCUAAAAUUGCCCCAGUUAGGCAUCUGGCAGGCAAUCAGUUUCUCCUUGAGUUAUUUCAUGGACCAACAGCAUCGUUCAAAGAUUUUGCAUUACAGAUGGUGCCACAUAUAUUUGCAUACUGCAUUCCCAGAAGCUGCAAUUACUUGGUUCUGGUAGCUACUUCUGGUGACACAGGGAGUGCUGUCCUGGAUGGCUUUAGUCGUCUCCAUGACACUGACAAACAGAGAAUUGCUGUGAUGAAUUUUUUUCCUGAGGAUGGAGUAAGCGCAAUUCAAAAAUCACAGAUGAUUGGAUGUCAGAAGGAAAAUGCAUGGUCAGUAGGUGUCAAAUCUGAUUUUGAUUUUUGCCAGACAGCUAUAAAGCAAAUCUUUACUAAUUCUGAUUAUACUGGCUUUCUUACAGUAGAAUACGGAACAGCUUUAGCUGCAGCAAACUCCAUAAACUGGGCACGAUUGCUUCCUCAGAUAGUUUAUCAUGCCUCUGCAUACCUUGAUCUUAUUCAUCAAAGUAUUAUUCCUUUUGGAAGCUCUGUAGAUGUUUGCAUUCCUACAGGAAAUUUUGGCAACAUAUUAGCUGCGUUGUAUGCUAAAAUGAUGGGAAUUCCUAUUAGAAAAUGUAUUUGUGCUAACAAUGAAAAUAAUGUUUUGACUGAAUUCAUAAGAACAGGUGUUUAUGAUUUGAGGGGAAGAAAAUUAAUUCCCACUUUUUCACCAGCAGUAGAUAUUUUGAAGUCCUCCAAUCUUGAGCGAUACUUGCACCUGAUCACUAAUGAGGAUGGACAACUGGUGGCACAAUUAUAUAAUCAGCUGGAAAAUCAGGGUCACUUCCAGCUGGGGAAAGAUCUACUUGAAAAGCUUCAGCAGGACGUGGUGGCUGGAUGGUGCUCUGAGGAGGACUGUCUAGCUGCCAUUCACUCUGUAUACAGUACUACAGGAUAUAUUUUGGAUACACAUACAGCUGUUGCUAAAGUAGUUGCAGAUCGAUUACAAGAUAGAACUUGCCCAAUUAUUAUUACAUCCACAGCUCAUUAUUCUAAGUUUGCACCUGCCAUCUUGAGGGCCUUGAGGAUUACAGAAAUAAAACAGAAUCCAUUAAGUCAGCUUCACUUGUUGAGUUCCUACAGCCCUCUGCCUCCAGUCCACUGGGGCCUGUUAGAGACUCUGAAAAAGAAGGGGAAUGAGGAUCACCAGGUCUGUGCUGCUGACAUGAGUAUGCUGAUGUCCCAUAUAGAAACCUUAAUUCAAAACCAUUUUAUGAAAGUUUUUUGAGUAACUGAUCACACAUCACUGUGUCAGUUGUGAUACCUUCUUAGCAAGAUGCAUGUUUUAAUAAAGUCGUGAUUCAUCUGGCCUGUGUCCAGUCCACAGCAUAACAUCCACAGUUUUAUAUUCAGCUGUCAAGUUUUCAACAGUGUUUGUAAGUAGCAUGUGUGAGAUUUCUAGUAGUGGUGAAAGAUUGUGAACUGAGAGUAUAAAAAGAUUGGAAUACUUUUUUGCAGGUUGUACAUAGUAGAGACAGCAGUAGUGCUGGCUUUCCUUGGCAGUGCUGUCUCCUUCACAAGCCUGAGGCAUUCUCCAUGAAAGUAGGAAGAUAAUGAAGUCUGACCUUUCUGAAACUAAUAGCUCUUGUUUUGUUGCAAGAAUGAUGUGAUUAUUUGGUCAGUAGGUGAUUAGUUAAACUUUAAUCCACUUCACUUAGGGCACCGAAACAUAGUAGGAUACUGUAAUGAUGUUUGUGUGUUGCUGAAGAGGGUUGAUUUCACUACAAAGAUUGAAGUAUACUUGUAUUGUUAAUCCUUGAACCAUUCAGUUUGGUGGUGUGUUAUUUUCUUGUAUAGUAUUUUUUAUGUAUUGUAUAUGUAUGUAAAAAAAUCUGGUUAUUCUGUUUUCCGGUCCUUUUUUUCCUCCCAGUUAUUUCCUGUGUAAGAUAGAAUCCUUCGGUUGAUAUUUUUAAUAAUUUUUGAGAUGUGACUCUUUUCCAGUGUGCUGUAGUCUUUUUCCUAGACCUUUUCUAUUUGAACUUUCAGCUUUAGAAUCCUUUCCAAUGUUACAGAAGAAUUUGCUAAUAGUAGCAGCACUCUCCUUAAAUAAGAACCAGACUUCACUGUUUAUUUACAUUUAUUUCUUGUAUUCUGAGUUUUCAGAAUAUAAGUUUUAUCUUAGAGGUCAUAUAGCUUUCCUGUUCUAAUUACUUCUGGUUUGAUAUUUUUUUAAAAUUAAUUUCCUUGCCAUUCUAUUCUAUUUGUGCUUUGUAUGAGUUAGUAUAAGAAAGAAGCUUCCCAAGGUGCUUGGCAUCUCAUCAAGGAAAAUGAAGAAUGAAUUCCAAUGUCUGGAAAGCGUGAUAGCAUCAGAGGUAUUCAUUGUGUAACCUAAAAUAGAUCUAUGUUAGCAAUCUGAUUUUGCUAAUGACUGGCUGUUUAUUGUUUUUUUGCAUUAAAAAAAAGAAGCCAAACAGAGCGGGUUGCCCUGGGAGAUCAUGGAGUUAUGGACAAAUUUGUUCUGCAAACUGUAGAUUAUAUUUGGCAAAGGCAUACAGUAUAACUAUAUUUCACACUAAGAGAAAUAGUGAAAUGAUGUACUGACAAAUUUUGAGUGGCAUGCAGUUACAGGUAAAGAGCUAAGAGUCUUCAGAUGUGACGGUAUAUAGCUACGGGAGGUUGUUGUUCCCACCAGGAUUCAAAUAGGGAAGUAUUGGCAAGAGAGGUGGUAAUUGGUAACAUCUCCUAGAUGUCAAGACACAUUUGGGGCUUUGAACUGUUCCCAUACCGCCCAGCUUCCUCUGUGUGUCUGCUUGUACUUUUUGCCACAUUAGAGGAGAAGAACUAGCAAGCUAUUUUAAAAAUUGUAAUUUCUUCCAGUGGAAGGUAAAAGACCCAAGCAUGAUGUACAUUUGCCACAGUAAAUAGGUUAUGCAAUGAAAUUAAAUGUAGUGAUAACAAAGGUGCAACACAACAGCUUUCUAGAUUCUGCCAUUCUUGGAUGCCUUUUUAGGACUUCUCUAGUUCUUUGCUCAUCCUUGCUCACUAUUUUGGCAGUAACUUUGGAAAAUAUUUUUUUAUUUUUAUUUGCACAGAAUUGUAGAACAGCCUGGGUUGGAAGGGACCUCAGAACAUCAUCUGGGCCAACCUCUUAUGGGAAAGGGAGCCUAGAUGAGAUUAUCUAGCACCCCACCCAGUCACGUCUUAAAAACCACCAGGGAUGGGGACUCUACGACAUCCCUGGGGAGGUUGUUCCAGUGAUUGAGUGUUCUCACUGUGAAAAAUUUCUUUCUUAUAUCAAUAUGAAACUACUUCUAGAGCAAUUUGUACCUAUUUCCUCUUGUUGUGGCUCCUUGUGAAAGAGAGUUUCAAUCUUCUUUCUAGCCACUAUUAAAGUACUGGAAAAGUGUGAUGAGGUGCGCCCUGAGCCUCCUUUUCUCCAGGGUGAAAAGGCCUAACUCAUUCAGUCUCUUCUCAUAGGACAGAGGAUUUUUUGUCAUUUUCCAGACACAACAUGAGAAACACCAUAAAUAUGUAAUUAAAAAAAAAAGUCCAGGUUCUGUAAGAAAAAGUUGCAUAAGCAUAUUCCCCCAAAGAAAGCAGUUAUUGUGUAGGUGAUAAGCGCACAUCCACUUUGCAUGUUUCAGUCUGAUUCUCGCAGUCUGAUUCUUGCAGUAGUUCCAAGUGAAAAAAAGUGUAGUGCUUUCACUGGAUGUGCUCAGUACAAAAGAGAAUUCUAAAUCUUAAAAAAAAAAAAAAAACACAAAACCCCAAAUAAAUCCAACUACCCAGAUUGAAUUACUGGAAUAGGAGUUGGUUUCAGCAUAAGGACACUGGAAAUCUUGCAGUACCUGGUUCCACGGGGCUUAAUGCCAUUUGACAUCAUAGGGCAAUUAGUCACACAGUUACUAUACUUUAUAGAAACAUCUACAAAGAACUCGUUUUCAUAGAAAGCAUCUAAAGGAGAAAAGCUGAGAUUUGAAACGAUUAGGCUAGAAGCCAAGGUCCUACCUUGAAUUAGCUGAUUAUCAGAUAAAACAGUCAGAGCUAAACUAACAGAGGAUUUAUUUUGGCAUGACUCAAACAAUGAAUAUUUCAAAGUUCAGGGCAGUAACUCAAGUUUGGUUUGAAGGAGAAAGUAUUAGCAAAAUUACUAGUUGCUAUUUUCAUAUCACAUGAGCCAUUAUAACAGUUGAUAUGGUUACCUGAAUUGAGUAAGUGAAAAAAUGAGCAGUUUUACUUAGUUAUGGGCUUUCAAUGUGAAGUUAAGGUGUAUAAAGACAGUGGUUAAAAAACAUGUAUGAUAUUAGUGCAUUUCUCAGAAUUUCUAAAUGCAUUUACAAUGCAGUAUUUACUCAUUCUUAAAAAUAAUUAAUUUUUGGACUUUCAUAUAAUUUCAGUGAACUGUUUUCGUGCACCACAUCUGCUUGUGGAUUCUAGUAACGGGCACUAUGAAAUGCUGCAAUGGUGUCGUGAUCCUGGGUGUACACAGUGUUUGUGACCAGGUGCUGAUGCUGUGUUGUGGCAGCUGUAACGUACAAUCUCCUGGCUCACCUUAUCCUGCUGGGCCUGGAGGAAUGGAAGAGAAGAAAUUUCCAGCAUACUUGUUGCUGUAGCUGGCUGCAGGAGGGAUAGGAUAGGGAGGGAAGCCAUCCUUCUGCCUUCCCAGAAUGUCAGUCAGAAAAAUAGCGUGGUUCAACAAACACUGUGCUACUGUUAUUGCACCUUUUUUCCCUACUAUCAAUAUUAUGACAGAUUCAAAGGGCAUUUAUGAUUAAGAGUGGACACAAGUGCUGGUUUCUGUCUUUUGCAGACAUUGUGCACACUGAAUGUUGUCAUCCAAUAUUUUCUAUUAACUUCUUAAGGCAAAAAUGGUGUGCCAAUGAUGUACAAAAGCAGAUCUACAUUGUGAUGGUUAGCAGGAUUCUUCAAGCCAUUUAGGCUUGGUGUAUAUGCUGUUUGCUCCUAUUUGUCUAAAGAUAGGAUGUUUCAGUCUAAAUCAAUAUAAACUAGGUUUACAGAGAGUGUGAGGGUGCAUAUAUACACAUUUCCACUAGCUUUGUUGACCUGGAUAGCACAGCUUUAGUUAAGCUAUUAUUCUUCUGUAUAGAUAAAUUUUUGCUGAACGCUGAUAUUACAUGAAGACCCUUAACGACAAAUGUAAGGACAAAUAUAAUGUCUAUAUUUACACUUUAUUAUAAGAAUAUUUAUAUGGAAAACACUGUAUUUUGCUUACAGACUUAUCAGCUGCUCAUUACUUGCCUGUAGUCACAGUUCUGCUUCUCAGGGUGACAAGAGAGUGAUUUGAGGUAAAGGGUGAACAAUGCAGAUAGAGAUGACUUCAGAAGAUAAUUCUGUUUUCUUAGUAUCUUACAAUUUAGAAAGAAUUGCCUUUUAUGUUUUCGAGGUGAUGGAAUAUUUUAGGACAUGGAACUCUAAAGGGAAGAUUUUGUUUUUCAAGACAUCAGGUUUGCUCUUCAAGGACAUCAAGAACACACAUCAUUAUUAAGUAUAUCAUGUUUGGCAUGCCUGAAAUAUGCAUUAGUAAUUUGUAUCCACUAUAUUUUUUUCUAAAUAAAUACUGCUGGAUCCA